CUGCUACUAUGUACAGAACAUGGAACUGGUGUAUAAUCUGGCAGACAGAGCGAAACUGUGUACGAAUGUAAGAACUUUGUUUUUAAAGUAAACAUCAUAUUUGACGUUUUCGUUGCGGUGACGAGUAUGCGUCGUCGUGAUGGGUCAAUUUCCAAAGCCUGUGUUCGAAGCUGUCCAGAUUUCUGAUGUCGCGAGAAAUAGACGUGAAUGGUGUGAAACCAAAAGAAUCCUCGGAUGCACAAAUAGAUGACAAUUUCGCGAAUCAAAAAUACGGCGAUUAUGUUAAAUUUUUAGAGCUUGUAGGCAAAACGAAGCACAUCAAAAGGACUGGAUGGGUGCUGCGAAAUGUGUCCGAGUGCGAGACAAUAUCCGGCCAUAUGUAUCGAAUGGGAAUGAUGUCAUUUUUACUCGAUAGCAAUCAAGCAAUUGAUCGAAUACGAGUAAUGGAACUAGCGUUAGUUCAUGACCUCGCUGAAAGCAUUGUUGGGGACAUUACACCUUAUUGCGGUAUUUCUCGGGAGGAAAAGCUAUUGCGCGAGUUCGCGGCAAUGUCGGAAAUCGCCGAACUUCUUGGGCCAACAAAAGAAAAACUCCUGGAGCUAUUUAAUGAAUACGAGGAGGGAAAAACAGCUGAGGCUAAAUUCGUCAAGGAUCUGGAUCGCCUCGACAUGAUUAUGCAGGCAUUCGAGUAUGAAAAACGAGAUAAUUGUCCUAUGAAGCACCAAGAGUUUUUCGAUUCGACGGAAGGCAAAUUUUCUCAUCCAAUGGUGAUCAAAAUUGUGAAAGAAAUUAACGUCCAAAGAGAAAAUUUUGCCCAGAAUAAUGCUGAAAGUGGUGGCAGUUCUUGUGAAGUGGCCAGCGGCAACGGGAGCAGAUGAUUUUGACGUUGGAAAAUUCUCCGCUUGCUGCAGUUUUGAGUGUUCCAUUGAAUUUGAUCUCAAUUUUAAUAAUUGCACAUAGUAUCAGUGAUGAUAUGAGAUAUGACUAAACAAAUACAAAAUAUUUCAAAUACAGGAUGAUUUAUUUAUUAGUUAACAAUAAAUAAUUUUACUAGAUAAUUAUUUAGUUUAGAUUUUCUCGUGGUGUUAUAUAAUUGGAUUAUUAGACAAGAAUAUCGAUAGCAUACAAUUAUUGUUAGCUGCAACGAAUCUAAAAUAAUAGACUAGUGUCGAUAACACAAUGGUGAUCUUUUUUUCUGUUUCUAACUUGUAUGAAAGUCUAUAAACCACUAUUAUUUCAAUUGAAAAAUAAAAUAGCUCAGCUGGAACAUUUUUCCCUAUC
Molecule: messenger RNA, 1281 nt
Organism: Toxorhynchites rutilus septentrionalis
Lineage: Eukaryota; Metazoa; Arthropoda; Insecta; Diptera; Culicidae
Product: 5'-deoxynucleotidase HDDC2
Exons: 5
Coding region: 186-878 (230 amino acids)
Cellular component (GO): cytoplasm
Molecular function (GO): 5'-deoxynucleotidase activity
Source: RefSeq, a predicted model, not a curated record